CCCACCCAAAGGCAAUUAAGGGUAAAGGACGACAAAAAUAUUUGAUAAGCUUUUUUUCUUCUUCUCUCCGUCUUGAGCGGAGCAGGAAGAAACCACAGGGAUGGCGAUGGAGCUAGAAUGAAAGACCCGGGUCUCUGUGGGAGAUGCGUUCCGGAAAAGAUUGUGAGAUAUCCAAUCUGAUUUGGACCGAAAGGCAUCCAGGCUGAAAACGUAGGGACAAAAUACUCGAAAGAGAAGCAGCCCUCACCGUGUGGAAACAGCUGGGGAAAGUUUCCAAACUUACAUCCAAACGUUUUCGAGGGGAUGGCUCUUUGCGCACUGGCACGCACAUAGGAGAAAGAUUUUGUUGAAGUUUUGAGAAGAUCUCCGGGAAACUUUUUUUUUCGUUCUUUUUUUAGGCGCACGCAGGACGUUAAAGCCGCUCUCCCCGCACCCUCGAGCCGGUCCCCUCGUCGAUGGGGGCCGCGCCGGGCUCGGGCUGGGAGGAGGGAGAGUUCGAGUUCAAGUUGGUGUUCGAGGAGGACCCGCCGCAACGCCAAGGCCACCGGCCAUCCCCGGCGCGCACGGCCGAGCCGCAGAGCUCCGUUCCCGGGGAGGAGAGCGAGUGCGCGCUGCGGCGCCUGGAGCCCUCCGGCAGCAGCGGCCCUGUUACAGACAACCACCACUCAAUCGGCGCCCCGAGCCCGCCCCCGUCGGCCAAUCAGCGUGCCGGGAUGCAUUCCCCGCCUCCACGCAGGGCCGCUGCCAGGGACUUCAGUGGGACCUAUGAGAGCCUGCCGGCACGCUCUGUACAGGUUUCAGAGUCUCGUGUGGUCGAAUGUCCCAGCAUCCAGAUAACCACCAUCUCCCCAGAAGACGACCUGGCACCAACCAUCUCCAGCUACUGGGACAUGGGUGGCGGCGGUGGGUGGGACCGAGAGCGCCUCUACCUUCCCCUCCUGGACCCUUUCACCUACCGCGAGAGAUGCCCCGGCUCCCUCAGCCCGAGCCCCAGCCCCGGCUCCAGCCCUUCCUCCCGCGGCUGGCUCAGCCCGGCCUCCAGCUGUGACUCCCUGCUGGUGGAGGAGGAGGAGCUCAACGAGGCCGCCGUCAGCUUCGGGCUCUCGCCGUCCUCGAGGCCCACUUCUCCCGGGGGUAAAAAACGCAGAAACUCUCCCCUGGCCUCCCCCUGCACUUCACGGAGGGGCAGCUACUCGGAAGAGCUGCAGGGAUGUAACCUCGAGGGUAGAGACUCCGCCCCUCAGUCGCAGGCUCCGCCCAGCAGCUGCGAGCUCAGCAUCCCGCAGAAGACGAGGAAGACGUCGUUGGAGCAGUUGUCGUCCAGGGAGGUGGAUCAGGAGCCGGCUCCAGGCCACGGCUCGCCCUGCCCGCCGCCGCCAGACGCCCUGCAGCCCAGGAGAGAUCCCCCUUUGCUGGGAAUGGACUACCUCUCUGUGCCGCCCGCCCUCGCCUGGGGCCGGACCCGCGCCAGCGCCCACAGCCCUCUGUUCAGGUCCAACGCCCUGCCGCCACUCGACUGGCCGCUGCCGCCCCAGUACGACCAGUACGAGCUGCGCAUCGAGAUGCAGCCGCGGCCGCACCACAGGGCCCACUACGAGACGGAGGGCAGCAGAGGAGCCGUCAAGGCCACGCCAACGGGACACCCGGUGGUCAAGCUGUGUGGAUACACGGAGAGGAAGCCGCUCUCCCUCCAAGUCUUCGUUGGAACAGCUGACGACCGGUCGAUCAGGCCACACCCUUUCUAUCAGAUACACAGGGUGACGGGGAAGAUGGUGGGCACCGCCAGUCACGAGAGCGUCCAGGCGGGGACCAAAGUGCUCGACAUCCCGCUCAGCCCCGAGAACAACAUGACGGCGCUCAUCGACUGCGCCGGCAUCCUGAAGCUGAGGAACUCGGACAUCGAGCUGAGGAAAGGGGAGACGGACGUCGGGAGGAAGAACACUCGCGUGCGCCUGGUGUUCCGGGCCCACCUCCCCCUGGCGCCCCCCGCCGCCCCGCCGGGUCGAGUCCUGGCUCUGCAGGCGGCCUCCCUGGCCAUCGAGUGCUCCCAGCGCUCGGCCCAGGAGCUGCCCGUCAUCGAGUCCGUCAGCCUCACCUCCUGCUCCGUGGAGGGGGGAGAGGAGCUUCUGCUGAGCGGCUCCAACUUCCUGGCAAUCUCCCGGGUCCUUUUCAUGGAGAGAGGCACAGAUGGUAAACUGCAGUGGGAGGAGGAGGCUCAUGUUGACCGUGACAGCAGCAAUGAGAGCUUGUUGUGCGUGAGGGUCCCCGCCUACAGCGACCUGUCCGUCACUCGGCCCACGUCGGUUAGUCUUUACGUGUCCAACGGGAAGAGGAAAAGGAGCAGCACCCACUGCUUCAAGUACCUCCCCAUCAUGUUCAAGGAGGAGGACCCGCUGCUGUCCCGCCCCGCCCCGCCACCUCUGGACGGCGGGCCUGCGUGCCCAGUGGGGGGUCGACCCGGUCUGGAGGGGGGCUUCCCCGUGAGAAGCGACCCCAUGGCCGACGAGCGAGGCCUGGGCUUCCGCCUGCCCCCCUACCCCUCCGCCUACUCCCCUCCCUGCCCCGCCGUGGGCUUCCACGAGGAGUACUGCUCCAAAGCCGACGGCGCCGCGGAGGAGCCCAGGGCGGCGCUCUCCGAACGUCAGCCCAGCUUCGAGAACCUGGAGCUGGGCUUCACCGAGCUCCUUCCCCCCUUGUACCCGCGCGGCCCGCAGCCUCCCUCCCCCUCCCCUUCCCCUUGGCUGGACUCCCCAUACCUUUCCUCCUCGCCCUCUCCCUCCCACUCCUCCUCUCUCAGCCCGUUUCCUGCCGGCAGCCCCAUCUCAACCUCCCCUCUGCCUCCCAUGCCCACCUCCCCUUACCCCCAGUACUCUGCUUAUCCUCAGGAUGCGUGUCCCUCACCGCCCUCCAACCACAGCCCUUAUCAGGACAUGUACCCGGCACCCUACCCCCACUACGAGGGCUGGGACCCCCAGGGAAGGGUGCUCGGGAUGGAACACGGGGGAGACAGGGAUGCCAAGAUCCAGGACUGCCCCCUGCAGUUCGCCAGCUCUUCCAUGCACCACAUCACAUUUGAAGAAGUGACGGAGUACAUCGGGGAAGACAUCCAGUCUUUCCAGUCGGUCUCGCGGAUGGACAAUCAGCCAAACUGAGCUCGGAGCAGCUGGUGGGAUAUGAUCAGCAUCAUUCAAAUCUGUUAUGCACUUUGGUAUUAAGAUCCAUUGCUCCAGUUACAUGUGAUAUUGGCAGAGCGGUUCCGAUGGCCAGGAGACUGUCUCUAGAAAUGCCCACAGGUCAUGACUGUUUUAUGUGGUUUUAUAAAGGGAAACUGAUGUUUUCAACAUAUAAAUUAUACAAGAAAG
Molecule: messenger RNA, 3362 nt
Organism: Pungitius pungitius (ninespine stickleback)
Lineage: Eukaryota; Metazoa; Chordata; Actinopteri; Perciformes; Gasterosteidae
Gene: nfatc4
Product: nuclear factor of activated T cells 4
Exons: 13
Coding region: 456-3152 (898 amino acids)
Biological process (GO): calcineurin-NFAT signaling cascade; cytokine production; regulation of transcription by RNA polymerase II
Cellular component (GO): transcription regulator complex
Molecular function (GO): RNA polymerase II cis-regulatory region sequence-specific DNA binding; transcription factor binding; DNA-binding transcription factor activity, RNA polymerase II-specific
Source: RefSeq, a predicted model, not a curated record